AUGCAUGCUGAGAGGUUGAUUUCAGUGAAUUCCACGGCAUCUCAGAGUAAUUUAACCUCGGCGAGCAUUCGAAGCACAGUUCUUAAGCUGUUGCAUUUGGUGGUUUCUUUGGGAAUUGUUGUGGCCAUGGAUAAGUUUCUGAAUAAGGUGUUCGUGGCUGCUGCCAUCAAAUUCCCAAGUGCUUUGUUCGGGAUGUUUUGCAUCUUCACCGUUUUGGUGGUUCUCGAUUCCACUGUCCCAGCUGCCGCCACUGGCUUGAUGAACUUCUUCCAGCCGGCCUUUCUUUUUAUUCAGAGGUGGCUGCCUUUGUUCUACGUGCCCUAUCUGGUGGUUCUGCCUCUGUCUGUCAAAGAGAUUCCGGCUGCCUCGGGUCUUAAGAUCUUUUUCAUUAUAGUUGGAGGCUGGCUGGCUUCACUGUGUGUAGCAGGUUUCACAGCCAUAGCAGUUAGAAAGCUUGUAAACACUGAAAUGAUGCCAGCCGAACCCAUGCCAAAGCCUUCUUCGUUUUCUUCAGUCGAGUUGUGGGUUUGGAGUGGUAUAUUCGUAAUAUCUUUUGUCUCUUCGUUGCUUUACCCGACUGUACUUGGAACCAAUGCCAGGACAUGUUUGCCCUUUCUCCUUGCUUCUACAGUAAUAGGCUACAUGUUUGGUUCCUGGCUACCAUCAGGCGUGAAGAUGGUUUUUCAUCCCAUUAUUUUCUGCGCAUUAUCAGCUGAUCUGGCGGCGUUGGCUUAUGGGAAACUUUCGCAUUUCGGACUUGAUCCCGUUCUAGGAUAUUAUCUCACAAAGGACUCGUCGAAUCCUGGAGCUGGUGACAUUUUGGUAGAUUUUCUUGGAUCGGUUGUACUUUCGUUUGCCUUUUCAAUGUUUCAACAGAGAAAGCUGGUGAAGAGACAUGCUGCCGAGAUAUUCACCGCUGUGAUCCUGUCCACAUUUUUCUCUUUGUACUCAACUGCUCUAGCCGGCCGUCUUGUUGGUCUCGAACCAUCAUUGACUGUAUCAAUUCUACCCAGAUGCGUAACUGUGGCUCUUGCUCUCAGCAUAGUGUCUUUGUUUGAAGGUGCCAAUUCAUCUCUUACAGCAGCUGCUGUUGUGAUUACUGGACUGGUUGGGGCCAAUUUUGUUCAGGUGACUCUAGACAGAUUAGGGUUUCGUGAUCCUAUUGCUCGUGGAAUAGCAACUGCAUCAAGUGCACAUGGGUUUGGAACAGCUGCGUUAUCAGCAAAGGAACCUGAGGCUCUUCCAUUUUGUGCAAUCGCGUACGCACUAACUGGGAUUUUUGCUUCUGUCAUCUGCUCUGUUCCACCCGUUAGACAAAGCUUGCUAGCUGUAAUAGGCUAA
This is a messenger RNA of Striga hermonthica, 1341 nucleotides long. The record is from the annotation of a GenBank genome assembly. NCBI's taxonomy places the organism in Eukaryota, Viridiplantae, Streptophyta, Magnoliopsida, Lamiales, Orobanchaceae.